GGUCACACCUCGGUAUAACUCUCCCAUGAACCCUUUCGAGAGUACCAUUUCGAUGAACAUGCAGGGCCAGUUCACCUCCUCAAACACCCACAAGUACUCCGUUAUUCUCCCAACUUACAAUGAACGCAAAAAUUUACCAAUUAUAAUAUGGUUGCUGGCCAAAACAUUCAGCGAAAAUCAACUUGCAUGGGAGAUCAUUGUUGUCGAUGAUGCUAGCCCGGAUGGUACGCAAGAGGUCGCAAUGCAGCUUGCCAAAACCUAUGGAGAAGAUAAAAUUAUAUUGAAACCUCGCUCAGGGAAACUUGGCCUGGGGACAGCAUAUAUCCAUGGUCUCAACUUCUGCAGUGGAGACUUUGUAAUUAUCAUGGAUGCAGACUUUUCUCAUCAUCCUAAAUUUAUACCUCAAUUCAUCCGACUACAGCAGUCACAUAAUCUGGAUAUAGUGACUGGCACUCGUUAUCGCUCAACAUCAACGCCCUUCUUGUCUGAGGCUCGACCUGGUGGUGUACAUGGAUGGGACCUGAAACGAAAGCUGGUAUCGCGAGGUGCGAACUUCCUGGCAGCCACCGUCUUGAAUCCUGGGGUCAGCGACUUGACAGGGAGCUUUAGGUUGUACCGACUACCCGUCCUUCGCCAUAUUAUCACCUUGACUCAGUCGCGGGGGUACGUAUUCCAGAUGGAAAUGAUGGUACGUGCACGCGCGCUGGGAUACACGGUUGGGGAGGUGCCGAUUACCUUUGUGGACCGUAUAUUUGGAGAAAGCAAGCUUGGUGCAGACGAGAUAGUGGGUUAUGGGAAGGGAGUCUGGUCGUUGUUCACGAGUGUAUAAGCGCAAGUCUCGAAUGCAAUGAUACCACGUUUGAUCGAGAGCACGUUUGAAAAUGUCUCAGUUGCCGGCGGUAGUAGACCAAGGUGGGAAUGAUGUCAUUCUUUGUCAGCCAGAUCAUGGGUGGAUCGGUAUAUGACUCGCAGUCCGAUUUUUUUUGCUAUCCACUCCUCUCUUCUGCUUUACCAUCAUGAGCUUGCUGCAAGGCGUCCUUAGAUCCCAAAAAGUUGAUUCUCUUGAGCGGAAUUUCUCCAAUAUCAGAAUUAACCAGCAAGCCCCGGCGAACGAUGAUUCUGAUGACGAGCUUAUCAAUGUCACUUCGACGCCAGGAACACCUGCGCGCUCUCGGGCGCCAUCCAGACCAUCAUCUCGACCUACAUCGCGGGCGUCGUCUCCAACUCGAGGGGCGUAUGCACGGCCUGUUCCACGGCCUCUCCAUCUGACGAAAAAGUCAUCGAGUGAUCCGCUUAGAACAUUCACCACCGAAGUCUCCCAGAGAAUUUUUCGUCAUCUGAACAUCGUCGAUCUAGCUACCUGUGCCAGGGUUUCCAAGAAGUGGAAUCGGAGUCAGACUAUAAACUAUGUCUGGUUCCAGCAUUAUCGUCGAGAGAACUUCCACGAUGAAAGUCUACCUCCAGGGAAGUGGUCAAAGAGAGAAUCUAAACAGAACUGGCGGCUUAUCUAUCUUCAAUCAAAUUCCAAUCGGACACCACCAUCAGGGCCUCUAUACUCCCCUAGUUCGAAGCCUUCAUCUUCCUCUGUUUCGGGUUACCACACACCCAAAGAACUCAAUGAGGAAAAGUGGCGGUUGGAGGCAGAAGGACAGAGCAAGCCAAAUAAGGUUGAGAUGAGAGAGAUGUACAAGGAGCUAGGCGGUCGGAAGUCGAGGGGCAAGACUAAACUGGGUAGCUCAGGAAUUCGAGAUAGGGCAGGUUGGGGCGCUGAUGAUAAUGGAUAUUAGUGGCGAUAGGGGCGGUCACUCCUUGCCAUCUGUAUAUAUUCAGCGGUGCACUAGCAUUGCUUUUCCUAGAAUACUAAUAUUCUGGUUGGAUAUCAUGACAUUGUCCGCAUCAUACCAAAUUUCCGUCGAACGAGUUUACGCUCUUGUAGAAAAGACAAAUACUUCCAGAAUCUGUGUUGAUAAGCAUGUACAUAU
Messenger RNA from Serpula lacrymans var. lacrymans S7.9, 1982 nucleotides. Its product is annotated as glycosyltransferase family 2 protein. The coding region runs from base 26 to 829 and encodes 267 amino acids. Lineage: Eukaryota; Fungi; Basidiomycota; Agaricomycetes; Boletales; Serpulaceae. The transcript has 10 exons. Gene Ontology annotation, biological process: GPI anchor biosynthetic process; protein O-linked glycosylation via mannose. The record is from RefSeq and is a predicted model, not a curated record. Gene Ontology annotation, molecular function: dolichyl-phosphate beta-D-mannosyltransferase activity. Gene Ontology annotation, cellular component: endoplasmic reticulum membrane.